AUAGAUAGAUAGAUAGAUAAUCACAACAUAAGACAUAUCGUAAGAAAUUAACCGCUGUCCUCGGAUGAUACAAAUCCCUUUAAGCAUUUAAAAUGGUUGUUCAGUCCGUCCCAGAAUGUAAUCAUUAUUUUCCAGCGGGAAAAAAGGAACACUUGAAAAUUGUUUAUGCUAGCACUGUCCGAAAUAGCAACAUAAAAACACACAAACAAUAAAUAAAAAGAGAGAUUAUCAGUGCGUCCCAGUCCCUUGCAGUAAACUCCGUUCUGUAGUGAAGGGAGGCCUUUUAGAAGGCCUUUCCGAAGUGCCCACGGCCUACGGAUUGCUUUGUAUUUCCUUUAAAAUUCCCAGACACCCACACAGGGUUAUAGCCUAUCUGUUUCCACUGUUCCACAGAGAAAAACGACGAAACGAAGCUAUCCGAACUAUUGUGAAGUCCGUUUCAGAUUACAGCUGGCUGCAGCAACACAAUUUAGUUUUAAUUUCUAAUCAUAUCGAUGUGACUGGCCAAUAGAAUUUAAUCCAAUGCAGAAAAAAAAAAUUCUGAAAAAAAAUAAUAAUAAAUAAAUCCACAUAUCUAUGAGUGAAUAAUGGGGGUUUUCUUUGUUGUGAUCUUCGAGGAAAAAGGCGAAUUCUUGAGGGUGGCUGCUGUCAAGCGCUUUGCCGGCGAAAAGAUUGAUCACCCUUGCUGCCUCUCUACUCCUGCUCUAAAAAUAUCUACCCCCUUUUCCCAUUCGUUUUAAACUUGGACGCAUCCAAUUGUACUAAAUUGUUCAUUAAAUAACAUUAUAUUGUUGCUUUCUUCACCACUGUGCAAUAGAAUUUCAAGUCAACAUACAUAAUUUCCAUUCGUAAACGCGACCUCACGAUGAACUUUUAGUUGUUGUCACAGUCAACAAAUGUUUCACACACACACAUACACACUCACACUGGUAACAACUAUUUUUCGCGCGGUAUUAUAGGCCUACGUCCAAUCUAGAGCUUCAUUUAAAGAGAUAAGAAAAAUAUUUAUAAAAACAUUAUUUGACAAUUAUCUAACUUGCAAACUUACGCUCUUUAAUGUCCCAGUUUUCAGCAAUUCUUCAGAGGCUGUGUUUAUAAAAAAAAAGAGAAAAAAAAUUCCAAUUAAAGUAAACCCCAAAAUAAUUUAUUUGUAUCGUAAUGGCUGGAAAUGACUAUUCGGCAAAUGUGGCGGACAAUCUCACCAUCACUCUUGUACAUCCUUAUUUAUGUGCUUGAUAAAAUAAAUAUUUCUAGACCUAGGCUACAUCUCUUGUCUGUUAGUCUUGUCAAAACUUUUAAGAUUAAUGACCCUUGAUUGUAAAUACGCAAGAAGCCAUAUUGUAGAUGUCCUUAUCAGGCAAGGCCUGUGAAUUACAUCACCAGUAGUUCUACAUUUGUUAUUGUCUAACAUAAGAGGCCCGCACUUUACCCCUCACAACAAAAACAGGACUGUCCAAACACAUGGCAGCCGAGAGCUUUUUUAUUUUUAUUUCGUCCAUAUUACAAUAUACUGAAUUAUAAUAUCUUGGUGUAUUUUUUUUUUUUAUCAAUUCAGACAAAUAUUGCUUUCUUUUGCCACCAGGCCCCGAAUUUCGAUUGGCUGAGAUGAGUCAUGUGACCAGGAAUUGGCUGCAAUUUCGCCCAUAGUCUUCAGUUUAGUAGACCCUGGUCCCCAUACGCUAGUAAUAUCACCAAUAUACACAAUUAUUAAAGCCCGCAAAUGCCGUCAUAGCAGGAACGCAAAAUAAAUCCUAGCUUUUUGGAUGUUAUUUUUUGCGUAUGUUGGUGUCGCUGGACGCCCUUUUUGCCCAGGCGAAGCGAUGAAUUUUGAAUUUGAGAGGGAGAUUGGGUUCAUCAACAGCCAGCCUUCCCUUGCAGAGUGCCUGACGUCUUUCCCCGCUGUCCUGGAGUCAUUUCAAACUUCAUCAAUCAAGGACUCGACAGCAAUUCCACCUCCUUUCGAGCACACCAUCCCCAGUCUGAGUCCCUGCACAGGCAACCAGGCGCGACCGAGGAGCCAAAAGCGAACUGCCUCCAAUGGCCUCCAGCUCCGGACACAAACAACACCGCCGACGCAGCACCAGCAAGGCCCGGCCCCGCUGUCGGGUGGCGCGCCCCUGGCUCACGAGUUCCCAUGGAUGAAAGAGAAAAAAUCUUCGAAGAAGUGCCCCAAGCCCGGAGCCACUGCUGCUGCUGCUGCAGUCGCAGCCUCCCCAUCUCAGGCAUCCUCCGGAUACACAAUCCCGGGACUGGAGUCCCCGACAGAGGCUCAAGGUGGACUGGAUAAUGGCAGCGGUUCACGGAGGCUGAGGACCGCAUACACCAACACGCAGCUACUUGAAUUGGAGAAGGAGUUUCACUUUAACAAAUACCUCUGUCGGCCCCGGCGCGUUGAAAUAGCAGCACUUUUGGAUCUAACCGAACGCCAAGUCAAAGUGUGGUUUCAAAAUCGACGCAUGAAACACAAAAGACAAACUACGCACCACCGGGACGGGCAAGAAGGCGAGCCCAGCGGUUUCGAGCUCCUGGAGGGAACCGACGAUGCUUCACCGUAUUCGAGCCAAUCACUGGAAGCAUCUGGUUCUGGCUCCGGUUCGGCAGCAACUUCUGAGAGUGAGACGUGCCCGACAGCCGCCUCCUACACGAACAGAGCGGACAAAAGCCAGCCCACGCCUGAAGAGGGCCAGGCGAACCAGCCGGAGCCUGCAUCUGUUCCUGACAUAGCGGUUCACUCCCCCCCGUAUCCAACGCCUACUGCUGAUAACCCCAGCACAAUGGCUGAGGUCCGAGCAACUGGGCCGGAGCAUUCGUUCACAGAGCCGCAGGAUGCCACCUCAUUACCCGAGUUGAAUUUCUUUUCGACGGACUCAUGCCUACAGAUUUCGGACGCUUUAUCGCCGAGUUUGCAGAGCUCUCUGGACAGUCCAGUUGACUUCUCUGAGGAAGAUUUUGACUUGUUUACGAGCACCCUUUGUACUAUAGAUUUGCAGCAUUUACAGUUCUGAACAAUUAUGACAUCAAAAUGCAUACAAGAACAAUCGAACUCCAUCUUAUUGCAGCAUCUUAAUGCUUCUCGACCGCAACAUUCCUGUAAUAAGACAUUUAAAAAAGUGAAAAGAGAUCUAACUAAACAGUUAAAAAAGGCGUGAAACAAUGCCUAAAAGGAAAUAAAUGGUCCAUUAUUUUGAAAAUACGAUGAUGUAAUCUUUUUGAAUACACAUCGGGAUGGCCCCUGUCGAAGUUUCAGGUAUUUUAUUGCCUUUUAAUUCUCGGAUUUUAGUUCAUGUCGACUAACAGAUGAAUGGUUGCGGACUUUUUCAGUGAAACUCAAUCAUUGGAAUCUCAGGAAUUGUGUCAGACAUAAGGGUAGUUGAACUGCUUUUAAGAAUUCUCCCAAGGCGGGCGUUGUCCCUAUUGAAUAAUUUUAGAACUAGUUUAUUUAUUGAGAUUCUUUAAUAGUAAAUUUCAAAUUUAUUUAUUGUACGUUAUUUUCAUAGUUGAAAUAAAAAAAAUAAAAAAAUAAAAAACAUGGUGGAGCGAGUGUGAUUUGAUUCUGUAAGCUUUAAUGAAUUAUUUCAUUAAGAAUGUGUAAUAUUUGCAUAUAGGCUAAAUUAAUUUUAAUAAUUUGUUCUUUCUCCUCGGUAUUGAUGUAUUGUGAUGAAACUACACAAUUCAGUCCGCAGGUUAAGUUAAUGUUUGAGGAACGUUAUAAAGAGUAUAUGCAAAGUUUAUUCUUAUAAUACUAAUUAUUAUUAUUAUUAUUAUUAUUAUUAUGCUGCUAUCAUUAUAUUGUGAUGAAUAAUAUUCUGUGUUAUUAAUACUCAUAGGCUACGAGAAAGAGGUGGGAACUGCAUAAGUUCAGGAAAAAAAAGAAUAAGCAAGUAAACGUGUACAAAUUCAAAAUACAUUUUUAAAACAAGCAAAAAAAAAAAAAUAAAAAAAUAAAAUCAACGAACCUUUUUAAACAAUGCAGCACGAACAGUGAUUAUCAUGAAUUUUUGUAACGAAAAAUUAAGACAAUAUAUUCUUUACAAAAUCGUCUGUGUUGGAUAACAUUAGACGUAAAAAGCAGCAGCACGGAUAUUAUUUAUUUUUGAUGGAUGUUUUAAGCAGCAGCAAAAACAAACAAACAAAAAAAAAGUCUCGGGAUAAUGUGCAGGAGGAUCAAGCGCUUGACUGGGAUGUGGGCUCCCAUGGCUGCACGCGCCCUGAUGCAAAAUGGCGCUCGAAACACAAUGAAGGAUAUGAACAAUAAAGCGGCAGCCAUUAUGGAUAGUUUAGACUGCAGCUGCGAGCGGGAUGCUCCGAUCUGGCCCGUUGUCACUUGAAACAAUCAAUUUAGACAAACACAGGCCAGAUUUGUAUGAGUUAAAACAACGAUUCUUUAAUUAUUAUUAUUUUUUAAUAUCUUGUAACAAACAUUAGACACCUUAUGUAACUGCUGGAUCUGAGCCUUUAUGAAGCAGAUCAUCUUACAAUAACAGGGUGGUUAAAACUACUAGUACUACAACUAAUAAUAACAAUAAUAUUUAUUAUUAUUUUUCACAUCCCUACUUUAAAUAAACAUCAGACUGUGAUAGUAAUACCAUAAAACACUUUAUAUGGUACAAAAAAGCCUUGAUAAAUGUUUUUGCCUAUUUUAUCAUUCCUAUUUGUCUUUGACCCUGAGAGAAUGUAGGCCUACAUAAUGUUUCCAUCACCCAGGUCAGACUUCUGUUAUCUCUCUGUUAUGAGUUUGAAGCAGCAAGUAAAACAACAUUUUAAUGCAAUUUAAAUAUUUGAAUAGGUCUUUGCUUGGUUUACAUGAGCAGUGCCAGUAAAUUACCCCUGUGUACGUUGAACAGGUGCUCUGCUCAUAUUACUGGAAAGGUGGAUCUGGUCACAGUAGACCUAUGGCAGCUAGGAGUUUAAUGCUAUAUGUGUACAAGAGCCACACACUGAAUUAAUACACUCACCUGCAUUCAUCAGAAUUAAGGACAAAUGAAUGAUAUCCAAUCUCAAGCAAAAGCUUACGUUUGCUAUUGUGUUAUGAGUAGAAGUGUGAAAUACAGAUGGAUAAAUAAAAUGACAGAUGUCUCUUGUGCUGCUGAAUAAAAAGGAGUGUGAUUUUGGCCAGCUGGCUGGCAUCUAUCCCUAAAUUCCAGUGUCCAUUUCAAGUCAUCAAGUUUGAUUUCCGGUAUUUAGUUUUGGUUUAAGUCCUGGUUUGGGAUUUCUUAACUUCCUGAUGCAAGCAUAUACAGCACUUGUUCACUAUCUCAUUUCAGACAUCUGCCCGACUUUUGUUUAAUUCACCUGAGACAGGUGAGAGAGAUUUACAUAUCAACAUAUCUCCAAACAAGAUAAACAAGGUCUUCUCUGCCCUGAGGCCACACAAGUUUGGCAAAUAUUAACACUCUAGUUGUGAUUUUUCCCCCAUUAGCCUGAUAAUUUGAGGUGUGGCUGGGUCAAGUUUUUUCUCAGUCCCUAUGCUUUGCUUGGUGGCCUGCCAGCUCGUUUUUAUCAGUACAGCUCUUUCUGUUUAUAUAUUUUGCAGAGCACAGUACUUUGGGACAGCGAAGUCUAAAAUAAGGAGAGGUGUGGUGGCAUAGGGAUUUUCUCACAUGAGAAAAUGGGCCAAUGUUUACAGUGGUGCAUCCUGGGUAAUGCUAUGCCUGAAGCAGUAGUGGGACAAGCCAAGAUUGAAGUGGAAAUGUCUCCUGCCCUAUUUCAGUCAAACCACCAUGAAGGCUCAGUUUAAUCACUGAAGUGGCUAGGAAACCAAAGUACUUUGUCAUAGGACAACAACAAUAACAAUGGUAACAGCAAAACAUUAUCUUAGCUUAUUUUAGAAUGGCCCUAUAAGACUUUACGGUUAGCAGUGUCAACACAUCGUAUUGGAUUAUGAGCUAUAUGUAAACAGCUCCCUUUGUAAUAACUCUUGUAUUCAUUUGUUAAGCAAAGACUCUUUGUUCAUAAAAGCCUGUGACUACAGAGCUACUGGUCACACGCUUAUCAAAUGAAGCAUUAUAGCAUAUGUGGAUCAAAACGGUAACUGCCAAUUUAAAAAAAACCCACAGAUGUUAAUGCAACAACACCACUAAGAUGCACCACUUUGUGCUCUGAAAACAGAGGGAUUACAAUGCCAACUGAAACCUCUCCUGUGAAAUUUCAUAACGUGAAACAUUUCAUAGCUUGUGCAAUUCAAUUUGCAGAACAUGUUCGGCAUGCAGCCGUAGCACAUUUUACUGAAAAACAAGACGCAUCAUAUUCACAUAAACUCUCUAUUUUUCAAACAUUAAGUCAGUUUAUGUACACUGAAAUAGAAAAAGGAAAAAAGAUAUUUUCACAAAUAUGGACAUUUCAAAUGCAUAUAGAUCUGAUAAUCAUUAUAUAACGUUUGAUAAUAACAUCAUAAAGAGGUAUAUUAAAGUUUUGGUCUCUCUAGGAAAUCUUUUCUAUGUAAAGAAUGCUGACAAAUAGUAAAAGGAAACUGCAUGUACAAACUAGAAAUACUGAAAACAAAGCCUGUGUGGCAAGUUUUGUGAAUGUACACACAAACCUAAUUAUAGUAUUAGGCAUUUAGCUAUCUGCUAAUUACUGCAACUCUCUAAAGGAAACAAAAUAGGUGGGGAGCUGUCAAUGGUAGGCAUAUAAAGGGAUGGCCAAAGAGCAAGUCAGCAGUACAAUAUUAUCAACAAUAGAAAACUCAAUUUACAUGAUCACAUCAUCGCUCACUAUAUUCACAGAAAUGAACACACUGUUUUGUCAGCGCUGAACCUUGAAGGGACAGUUCACUCAUAUAUGAAAAUUUUCUCACACUCAAGUUGUUCCAAACCUGUAUGAAUUUCUUUCUUCUGAUGAACACAAAAGAAGAUAUUUUGACAAAUGUGUGUAAUCAAAAAGGUGAUGGUCCCCAUUGACUUCCAUAGUAUUUAUUUUUUUUUUUUUCAUAAUAUGGAAGUCAUUGGGCACCAACAACUUUUUGGUUACCCACAUUCUUCAAAAUAUCUUCUUUUGUGCUCAGCAGGACAGAAACUAAUGAAACUAAUAGGUUGGGAACAAUUUUAGUAAUGAUCACAGAACAUUCAUUGUUGGGUGAACUAUUCCUUUAAGUGAAACUGCUGAUUAAACCUGCUGAUUAAUGUUUGGGUGAAUUAGUGCCUAAUUGCUGCUUACCCUUUGCCACUGACGCUUAGGUUUAAGGGUGGGAUUAGAGGUGGGUCUUCAUGCUUACUCUCUCUAAAAAUCAUAUGUUUUCAUAUUAAUCCAAUUGUAAGAAUUCAUACAAAAUCACUACCUAGUAAAUAGUUUUCUUACGAGAACGGAAGCAAAAAUUAUAACUUCAGGCCGAGCUAGAAUACUCUGUGAUAGAUAUGGCUUAAAGCAUUCAUUGCUUUUCACCAUUUACACAAUGAAAAUAAAGUAAUCCUUUGGUAUGUUAACAUUAGCAGUACGCCAAGAAAGCUCACUGAAAGCAUGGUGUACAUUUCAAAAUGUUUUCUAAAGACAGCGACAGAUGGUGAUGCACAAAGAAUGGGACAGUCUGUAUAUUGGCUCAAGACCUUGCAUGUCUUUCUGCACCAACUAAAAAAAAAAAAAAAAAACCCUGUUAAAUAUAAAAUGGCUUUUGACUCUGAUAUGCUUGCAAGGUUUUAAUCUGGGAGAACUUUGUUGGUCUGUGAUUUUUGUGUUGAUUCAAGUUCAUGGAUGUUAGUUCACCUGAAUUGUCAUUGACCAGAACUCUUAAUUUGAUUAAAAAUACUAAAAUGUUAAGUUUCCUUGGAACCUAAAAGUAAAAACAAAACAACAACAACAAAAAAACUCAACUAAAAACUGGAGAAGGAAUUAAGUCCUUGGGUGUAAAAAAGACAAAAGAAUUUGGGGAGCAACAUGAUAUAACUCUGCUGGAGUUUAUGGCAUGCCGAUUCCCUUCUUCAACAGCAGAAUCAGAAACAGGUGAAAGUAUAUGAGCUUUUGUAUGCUUGAAGCAGACCCUUCAAAGCUGUCCGUAUCUUCUCAGAGGGUGAGGGGGCAUUCAUUAACACUUGUACAGUAUCUAACAGCAACACAUUUUACCCUUAACCCUGCCAACAAGAGAAUGUGCUGACAAUACCUUUGAGCAAUCAUGCUCUGUUCUGGUGCUAUAGUAGACAAGAUGACAGCUUCAAGUCACCCAAAAACGUAAUGUAUCCACUGACAUUCCAUUGCAGGCUUGAAGAGCAAAGCAGGUGUGCUACAUGCUAUCAGUCUUUGCACUGAUUUACAGUAGGCCUAAUAGCUAGUUGUCCAUUGAAUUUUUAUUUUUUAUUUUACAUUGUAAUUAGGAUUUUAGGUUUAACUGUAUGUGAAUGCAGGGUUUCCCAUACAUUGGUUUAUUUGUGGCGGCCUGCC
Messenger RNA from Cyprinus carpio (common carp), 8370 nucleotides. Its product is annotated as homeobox protein Hox-B2a-like. Gene Ontology annotation, biological process: regulation of DNA-templated transcription. Gene Ontology annotation, molecular function: DNA-binding transcription factor activity, RNA polymerase II-specific; DNA binding. The record is from RefSeq and is a predicted model, not a curated record. NCBI's taxonomy places the organism in Eukaryota, Metazoa, Chordata, Actinopteri, Cypriniformes, Cyprinidae.